This is a messenger RNA of Phaedon cochleariae (mustard beetle), 3312 nucleotides long. The record is from the annotation of a GenBank genome assembly. NCBI's taxonomy places the organism in Eukaryota, Metazoa, Arthropoda, Insecta, Coleoptera, Chrysomelidae.
AACCAUAUAAAUAAUCGUUUAUCUACAAAAAAAUAUUGUAUUACUGUAUACUUUCGAUAGAAUCUUUCAAGAUAUGGCAACUUUACCAACUCUCUACGAAUACUACACAGGGGGUGGUAUAACACAAGGUCUGUCAGCAAAUCAACCGUAUUUCACAUUGAAUAACAGAAACUUCACCCUGUAUGGUGGAUCCACACAUUAUUGGCGUGUUCCCAGCGAGUAUUGGAGAGACAGGCUGAGGAAAAUGAGAGCAGCGGGGCUCAACACUGUCGAAACUUACGUACCAUGGAAUUUGCAUGAACCAGAACCAGGUAAAUACGAUUUUGGAGCUGGUGGAACGGAUAUGCAGGACUUCCUAGACAUCGAGAAAUUCCUCAAAACCGCCCAAGAAGAAGACCUCUUCGUUAUUCUACGUCCUGGCCCUUAUAUCUGCUCGGAAUUCGAUUUCGGUGGUUUGCCCAGCUGGUUGAUGAGAGAAAAGGGUAUCAAAGUGCGGACUUCUGAUGAAAAAUUCAUGAUGCAUGUCCGCAGAUACUUCACUACUCUUCUCACCCUGUUAACAGCUUUCCAAUUCACUAGCGGAGGGCCAAUAAUAGCCGUGCAAGUAGAGAACGAGUAUGGCAACACUGAAGAUCCGCAAGGAAAUCCUCCUUUCUUACCAGACACGGUGUACCUUCAUGAACUGAGACAACUCUUAGUAACCAAUAAUAUAACAGAACUGCUAUUCACCUCAGAUACCCCUACUAAGCAUGGUAGCGUAGGAUCUCUUCCUGGUUUAUUCCAGACAGCUAACUUCAACUCGGAUCCUGAGAGUCAGUUCAACAAGCUGAAACAACUGCAGCCUGGUAAACCAUCGAUGGCAAUGGAAUACUGGUCAGGUUGGUUCAACCACUGGACCGAGGACCAUUACAUUGGAGAUGUUCUGAACUUCGCGAAUGUCUACGAGGCGAUCCUCAAAUAUCCUGCGUCUGUGAAUCUCUACAUGUUCCAUGGAGGCACUAAUUGGGGUUUCUUGAACGGAGCCAAUAUGGCGGGCUCCGUAGAGCAGUCUGCAUACAAGCCUGACAUCACUAGCUACGAUUACGAUGCUCCUCUAACAGAAAGUGGGGAGUACACUUUGAAAUAUUUGCUUGUAAAGUAUCUUUUGGACAAGUAUAAUCCGAUUAAAACCAGGGUGCCAGAUAUGCCGAUCUCAUCCAGACCAAAGGCAUACUCAUCACUCAGUCUGACGAAUUUUCUAUCCUUUGGAGAUAUCAUAGCCAAAGCACCACACACUAUUACCAGUAAGGAUCUUCUGACUAUGGAAUUCUUACCAAUCAAUAACAACACUGGUCAGAAGUUUGGUUACAUCAUCUAUCGUAAAGAAUUUAUCACUAUCAACAAAGGAUCUUUACUCAGAAUAGAAGGAUAUGUGUAUGACUCUCUGAAUGUGUAUGUUAAUAAUAAACUGAUCACUAGGAAUGUUGUGGAUUUGGAAGGGUUUGGUUAUUGGAUUCUCAAGAAUGGGAGUAUAACUUUGAAUUUCGAUGAGGACUUGGCAAAUGCAACCAUAGACCUGGUGGUUUGCAAUUUGGGCAGGAAAAAUUUUGGUCUAUUGACGAACUUCCUACAAUACAAAGGAAUAUGGAACGGUGUAUUUUUGAAUGACCUGGAGCUGUUUGACUGGAAGAUAAUGCCACUAGAAUUCACCAAAGCUUGGAAUACAAAUCUCGAAGGUUGGCAUAAACCGAGUAGCUCGAAAAGUUCUUCAAUUGGAGCUAGAUUGAACAAAUUUAAGUUAUUUGUUGAGGAUAAACACGAUACGUUUAUAGAUAUGAGUAAAUGGCAUAAGGGGAUUGCCAUUGUGAAUGGCUUCGUUUUGGGACGUUAUUGGAAAGUUGGUCCACAGCAGAGCUUAUACCUUCCAGCUCCUUUACUCAAGAUGGGAAAUAAUGAUAUCCUCAUAUUUGAAGAGUUUCUGUCGAAUGAUGAAUUGACCUUUUCUGAUAUUCCCAUUUACUUCAACAAUAUGACGAAUUCUUUUUGAUUCCCAUUCUACUAGUGAUUAUGGAAUUAACAACAUUACAUGUGAUCUCAGUAUUAAGAUGAAAAUACUUCACUCAGCUUUCAAAUAACUUUAGGAUAUACAGUUCAAUCUGAUAUGGAAAUAUGGGUUCAGAAAGGAAUUUCUCAUAACUAUAAUGUUUAUUUUUUUAUUGUUCCUCAAAUAAGUGGUUCACAAUAGUUAUUUAUGUAUCAAGUGCGUUAGGAUCUAGUAACACUCGUGGUGCGUACAAGAUUUAAUUUUUCACGAAAAAAUUAUUUUAUUACAACGAAAAAUCUCUCCAUCUCCAUCUCCAUCACCUACCACAUCUUCCAAUUAUUGAACGUCUGGAAACAUUGCAAAAAUAAUUCAUGUUUCUACGGCUUCUGAAUUCACCGAAAGCAAAUGCUCGGGUUCGGCAGAUACCACUAAUAAAUAAGUUAUGAAAACUUCCAAAUUCCAGACUACUUUUCUCGACAAAAUUGUACUCUCAUUUCGUUUUGUUUUUUGUUUUCUAUAAUCCACUUCAUUUCAACUUUGGAACCAACCAUUAUAUUAUAGUUGAAUAGAAUGGCGACCGUUGAAUAUGAUUUCUGGUGUUGAGUUGGCGGGAAUUCGGUCGAAAUGUUGAAGAAAACCAAUUUUUAAAUUGUCGACGUUUCGAAACUUAAUUGUUCCAUCUUCAGGACACUGAAGUAAAAACAAGAACAUUCAUAUUAAGAUGAUAUUUUAAAAUGAGGGGUUUUGAUAAAAGCAAAAUAAGUUAUGUAAAUUAAUAUCGUUGAAAAUAAAACACUACUCACACUUUACAGAAAACAACAUUGAUAGGUACUUACAUUCAGGGUGGAUUUUUUAAACCCGGAAAGCCAACAUUUCGACCGAAUUCCCAACUCAACACCAGAAAAAUCUUUAUUUUAUACUUAUUUUCAUUCUGUUGCUUUUUAUCUUGAUCAAACAGGAGAAAUAAACAUAUACCUAUAUAUCAACCGUCUGAUAAUUGAUUUUGAACAACAUGACUACCCACACGUGCCUGGAUAAAUUAUUAUCAUCUUGAUUGAUCAAUUAUUCUUGUUUUCUAUAGAUUAUAGUAGAGACGCCUAUGAAAAUAUUGAUGUUUCUUGUAGUCUUCCUACAUUACCGAAGAAAAUAGUAUAUCCAUCGUAUGUACCUGUAUUGUGAAGUGAAUGAGUACAAAUAUACAUACUUAUUCCAACUUUUCAAUAUAUCAAGUAUAUAUGUUUUCCACAUUCAUUCUACUCUCUGCUCUUGCAUGCAAUGGCUUAAAUAGU